Molecule: messenger RNA, 951 nt
Organism: Perognathus longimembris pacificus (Pacific pocket mouse)
Lineage: Eukaryota; Metazoa; Chordata; Mammalia; Rodentia; Heteromyidae
Gene: Tmem52
Product: transmembrane protein 52
Exons: 5
Coding region: 21-614 (197 amino acids)
Source: RefSeq, a predicted model, not a curated record
CGCGGCGUCUGCGGGGGAAAAUGGCGGCCGCGCCGCGCGCCUCGCCGGGCUUCCUGCUGCUGCUCCCGCUCCUGCGGCUGCCACAGGUGGCCCUGGGCUCCGGGGACGAGGGCCGCUGCGACCCCUCCAGCCAGUGCCCGCCGCAGGCCCGGGGGAGCAGCCUGUGGCACGUGGGGCUCCUGCUGCUCGCGCUCCUGCUGCUGCUGCUGUGCGGCGUCACGGCCAGCUGUGUGCGGUUCUGCUGCCUCCGGAAGCACACGCAACCACAGACACAUCUGCCGCCAGCAUGGCAGCCGUGUGAGCAGACGGUCCUCCCCGCGGACAGCGACAGCCCGGCGCACAGCACCGUGACCUCUUACAGCUCUGUGCAGUACCCGCUGGGCAUGCUGUUGCCCCUGUCUUUUGGGGAAUUGGAUCCUGACACCGUAGCCCCUCCCGCCUACAGCCUGUGUGCCCCUGAACUGCCACCGCCUUAUGAUGAGGCCAUCAAGAUGACAAGAGCCAAAGAGGAAGAACUAGCUUCUGCCCAGAAACCUGGGCCUCUCCCUGAGGCCUUGAGUCUAGAAACCACACCACGGCCCCAAGAACCAGAGCCCAGUAUCCAACAGCCCUAGUUGUAGCUGUGGGCCCCUGGAAGGGGCUGGGAGAGCUCUUCGUAAGCCAUCAGACCACAGAUGCCUGGGCCAAGGACCCUUGCCAGUCCCACAGUCCUUUCCUGGGGAAGGCCAGCCAUCCAGCACAUUGCUGCAGACUUGGCCCCGUUGCUCUGCAGUUCUCUGCAAUCCAACUGUCCUGUGUGGGUCAUCCACCUGGAGGGCUGAUACUCCCAGCCCUAGACCAGCUUAGGAGGCUCUCAGCCUGCAGUAGCCCACUCCCUCCCCCCUGCCCCCCAGGUCUGAGCCUUGGGAAUUCUGGGCCUGAGAUGUCCUCCGUGUUGUAGAGAGAGAAUAA